This is a messenger RNA of Thlaspi arvense, 387 nucleotides long. The record is from the annotation of a GenBank genome assembly. NCBI's taxonomy places the organism in Eukaryota, Viridiplantae, Streptophyta, Magnoliopsida, Brassicales, Brassicaceae.
AUGAGAAACUUAUACCAUGAUCCCCAUUCCCUAAUUCUUUUGUUGUUAUUUUCACAAGGAGACUGUAUACAAGAUUGCAUAAGAGGAAAACUAAUGUUCAAGUUCCAACAUAAAUUUGACGAGGGACUAUGUCAUUUUCAGAGGAAGUCCACAUGCUUUCAAAAUAUUUUUUACUUUGUCAACACAUGUGAAGCCUUGCGAGGAGAUUCCAAACCACUCACUUUAUUAAUUUCAUUUCUUUCGACGAGUUACUCUCGCAAACACAUGACGAGAAUGUUUUUGUUGGUACAUGUAAUUGGUGAAGCAAUUAGAAUACAUAACCUAAUAGAAAUUACUGUUCGUAAUGCGUCUUGUAAGUUAUUGAAUCUUCAGCUUAAGAGCUUUUGA